AGUAACUACUUAACAGUCGUAAAAAGACAAGCGCGCGAAUAGCUCGCCGCCAUCGAUCGCGAUCUCACAAACAGCCGCGUGUGCGCGCCUACCGUCUGACGCGCUGGUGUUUCGUUGUAUUAUCGUGUAACGUGUAAAACAUCAUGAAGUUAUACUUUAAAUUUUUCGAUUUGGUGCCGGCGCGAUUCAACAUUGCACUGAUGAUGUUCUUCGCGUGCUGGGUGAAUUAUAUGAUGAGGGUGAAUAUGAGCGUCAACAUCAUCGCCAUGGUCCCCGAUUUAUCUACAACAACAUCAGUGAAAAGCGAAUGCAAGGCCUUAUUAGCCAAUGACAGCUUGACGUACAACACAACCGUGGUGACGAAGCAUAACCUGCGACAGCCAAAAGACGUUGUGACCUUCACGUGGACAACACAAGAACAGGCCUACGUGUUAUCCGGCUACUUCUGGGGUUAUGCCAUCACUAGCGUGUUCAGUGGAACUGCAGCUGAAUUCUGGGGACCAAGAAAGCUGGUCUUCAUCACGAUGCUGAUCAGCGCAUUACUGACGAUUCUCAGUCCACAAGCAGCUCGGCUACAUUACAUGGUGUUGGUAGCUCUGCGAUUUAUAAUCGGACUGGCAGGGGGUUUUUUGUUCCCGUCUCUUCAUGCUCUGCUUGCUCACUGGGCCCCGCCGGCCGAGAAGGGCAAGUUUGUUAGCGGUUUGCUGGGCGGAGCCAUCGGUACUGUAGUGACGUGGUCACUCACAGGACCAUUGAUUGAAAACUUUGGAUGGGACUAUGCGUUCUACGUACCAGGUAUUAUCGCAAUUGUAUGGUGCGUUUUUUGGUGGUUCUUGGUAUACGAUUCGCCAGUACAACAUCCACGUAUUUCGGAAACAGAGAAGCAAUACAUUUUAGAAGCCCUCGGUGAUAAAGUACAGCACAGUUCGAAAGACUCAAAGUUCGUACCACCGUUUAAGAAAAUCUUUACAUCGUUCCCCUUUUUGGCAAUGGUGAUCCUGCAUUACGGCAACAAUUGGGGCUUGUAUUUCGUGAUGACUGCAGCGCCUAAGUUCGUCUCCAGCGCUUUAGGCUUUAACUUGACAUCGACCGGAACUUUGUCCUCGCUACCGUAUCUAGCAAGAAUGUGCUUCUCACUCGUUUUCGGAGCUAUUGGAGACAGAAUCGUUCGUCAAAACGUGGUAUCAACAACGUUCAUGCGAAAGUUCUUCUGUCUGUUCUCCCAUGUCGUUCCUGGAUUAUUACUCAUAGCCUUAGGCUAUACGGGAUGUGCUCCUAUUUUAUCUGUUGUUCUUAUCACGUUUUCAAUGGGCUCUAACGGUGCGGCCACACUCACCAACUUGGUCAACCAUCAGGAUCUGGCUCCGAACUUUGCCGGAACCCUCUAUGGAAUUGCGAAUGGAAUCGGUAACACUGCUGGAUUUGUUACUCCUUUGGUCACUGCGCACUUCACAAAGAACGGGAAUGGAUUUGCUGAAUGGCGUCCAGUAUUCAUAACAGGAGCAUCAUUGUACAUAGCUUCGGCCGGGUAUUUCAUACUUUUCGGUACCGGUGACACUCAAUCUUGGAAUUACGUGGCGCCUGUUGAAGAGGAAGAAGACAAACGGCCCAACGACUCCAACGAGACAACCAUCGCGAUCCCUCCAAAAACAUAAACUUUUAGUAAAUAUUUAGAUUAAGAUUAAAUUUAAGACGCAGUAAGAUCAUUAACUUGUUAUUCAUAUUUGAUAGUUAUGAACUUCUUAUUUUUAUAGUUAUUUUGUGAGCUGUCUCGGUGACGCGAAUCGGAAUUUGACCUCCGAAACGAAAUACUUCCUUAUUUUUUAUGAGCCCCUCUUGCCAGCUAUUGACCUGAGUUCCGCGAAAAUCAGCUUGCAUGAUACCAACAAAAUCUAUCAACUUAUGCUUUGUAAUGUCGUCCCUAUACUUUUCGUAUAACCAAUUUAGAGCAGGAACCGUUGUUUUAUAUCUUCAUUAUUAAUAUCUCCCAUUUCCAUUGUAUCGAAAAUAAAUUGAAACAGAAACACAAAUCCAUCUACGUACUUCAAAUUUGAUAAAUGGUGCUUUCAGAAACAGAAAAAAAGAGGUAAUGUCGAAGAAUUUAUCAUUUUCAAAAGUGAAGCCUCGAUUGCUUAUACUUGUCAUAUAAUUUGGAACAAGCUCGAUAGGAUUUGAUGUCCGGAAUGUCUGUCUGUAACGGCUAUAUCUAACUGGCAAGCAAAGUAUUACUGAGUUAGUCUCUUCAUUCUCAGUUUCACAUUCCAGAUUUCGGGUAAAAUUAGUCAGGGUGUACACCGUUUCUAAAGAUAAAUGUAUACUAAACUACUAACCUGGGAACCUGGCAGCCCGCGUUUCCUUAAGACCGUAGAGCUGACACGUCAAUCAAUUGCAAAUUGUAGUGCAUUGCGUGCAAAUCAAAAAGCAGUACAAGAUAUUACUUAGUACUUAAUUUUCGUGCUCUCGUAUUAUGAAACUCCAGUUCUACCUGUGCUUGUUUUGAGGUACGUUUUCUAUUCAUAUGAAUAUGGCCGCUCUGUGCCCAGUCUGAACUUGAAUUCUAAAACCCUGACGAUUUUAGAAUGUCAUUUUAAGGUAUCCUCAGAGUUCAUGUCCGUUUAUCUAUCUAUCUUAGUUUUCGGGAACACCCUGUAUUUCAUUUCAGAACGCCGAUUAAUAAUAAUUUACCAGUGUAAAUAAAUAAAAAAUAUAUUCUUAGUGAAUUUUACUAUUAACUAAUUUCAAUUUACUGUUCUCGACAUUAAAGCAAUAAAGUCAGGAUUUCGAUGAUUUGAACAUAUUUAUUCUGAAAUGGUUCUAGCGUAUCAAAACGAUUUCGACGAAAAGUCGUUAAGAAUAGAACUUUUAUGCUCUAAUGUCGAGAAUUUAAUUUGACACGCGUGAUUGAUUUUGUGAUAGAAGUGUAAAUGAAUUUUUAUUUAAAUAUUUUUUUUGUAUUUUAUUUAGAAUCAAAAUUUUAAAAUCGGACAGAUAAAUUUGUCAGUAUAUUUUCAAUAAUAAGUAUGUAGGACUUAAUGUAGAUUUAGGAUUAAACAAUAAUAAUUAAAUAUUAUUUAUGACAAAUAUUUUAAGACGCUGUCCAAGCACAAAAUUAACAAAAUGUGGUAUCUUAAAUUACCUAGAUCGAUGUGAAGAAAUAACUUAAUGCAAAAAACUCUGAUAAUUAUAGGCACAAGCGUGAGCGCGCAAACUUAUUUCUUUUGUUUUCAGCCUUAAUAAUGUCGUUAAAUCAUUUUUAUACCAUAUGACCUACUUCCAUCUUUGUUUAUUGCUUAUAUGGGUAGGCGAGCUCCAAGACCCAUCUGGUGUUAAGUGGUUACCGGAGCCCAUAGAAAUUAAAACAGCGUAAAUUUAACCAUCCACCUUAAGACACGAGUUCUAUGACUCAGUUUUACAGAGCAACGUGUUUCCCGCUCAAACCAAAACGCAUUACGGCACAUUUACUAGAGAUACGCUGGAUAAAUACAUGCGGGCUCACAAGACGGCCUACUAUCAGUAAUUACGCAAAUCAUAAUUAUUUUUUUCGGGAUUAAUUUUUAUUACACGAUAUUUUCCCCCCGUCGUGGAAGUCAUUUGUAAAGUGCUAACGUAUUUCAUUAAAAAAAAUGGUACCUGCCUGCAGGAUUCGAACAGGGGUACAGUCGGAUCACCGUUAAAAUACACCAGGCGUCUUAUCCUUUUAGGUCACGACGAUUUCAAAACUUUCACCUGUAUCGUGUUGCUGCUACUAUAAUAAAUUUUUUGUUCAUAAAUUAGGUAAUAUAAAAAUUUGGAAUCUUCUAGAAUUACCAGAUUGGACCCUUUUUUGGCGUUUUUAGGCAUCCGCAAAAAGCAUUUUAUCACUACACGAAAGAGCUCUUUCAUGUAGUGAUAAAAUAAAAAAUAGUUCUUAAAAAAACAUAAAGUAAUAGUUUUUUCAAAUUUUUACAUACUUUCAAACCGAAACAUAGUUGUUUCUUUCGCGCUCUUUUCCUGGUAGUAGGAUAGAAAAGACAGCAAUACAAUUUAAAAAAAGGAACGUUUCCUACAUGGUUUAAAAAAUAUGAAGAAAAUAAACUAAUAUUCAUGAUUGUAUAAAAAAUGAAAGCAUAGAUGUCAGAGGUUUUUUUUUUAAUUACAUUUUGCUGUUCUAUCUAAAAUAUGUUCAAGAAGACAGUUUGUUUUUUGUAAAUAUACUUAUAACUAAAGUUUAUGCAUAUAUCAAUCGCUUAAAAUAUCAUAGUUAUCAAAAUGUUAUUAUCGAAUUUAAUUUUUCAAAUAUGUAAUUGUAAAAUUGCUGAUUUUAUACUGUGAUUGUAAUGAAUUUAAUUGUGAUUUAUGAAAUGUAUGGCGUGAAAUUAAAUAAUUUAACUGAA
Molecule: messenger RNA, 4373 nt
Organism: Bombyx mandarina (wild silkworm)
Lineage: Eukaryota; Metazoa; Arthropoda; Insecta; Lepidoptera; Bombycidae
Product: putative transporter slc-17.2
Biological process (GO): transmembrane transport; monoatomic anion transport
Cellular component (GO): membrane
Molecular function (GO): transmembrane transporter activity
Source: RefSeq, a predicted model, not a curated record